AUGGCGGGCCUUCCCCCUGGCUGGGAAUGGGACUAUGAUGGCUCCCGUUGGUUCUACCGCUACAAGCCCAACGGCCACGUCCAAUUCCACUUCCCGAAAGAGGGCGACGAGUUCCCAGAUUUCGUCGACUGCUUUUCACCAGCGCCCGAGCUUGCCCCCGAAGAGAAACUUGAGAGCCAGCAACAGCUCAAAAGACGAACCACGGCCGAUGCUGAUCCUGCAUUCAAGAUGCGCGCUACCGGCGGACCCAUGACCGAGUUUGGUAUGAGUCGAAGUGGUUUCGGAGGGCCUAUGGUCAAUGACGAUGACGACAGCGACGGCUUCUUCUUCCAGCCCGAGAACUUCAUGUAUCUCGGUCCGGGUGCCUAUGACGAUAUCAGUCCGGAAGCCGGCGAGGACGAGCGAGAGGAGGUAUUGGGCAAGGCGGACAUUGGUGAAGGCGGCGGAGGCAGCAAUAAAAAGGGGCACACAAUGCUCGAUGUUGCCAGUGUGAAGUCGGGGGUAUCACCUUUACAAAGCGAGAACAAUACUCCCUCCAUCGUCAACAGUGUUCCUGUGCGAGGUGCUGAAGGUGGAUCAGAGGUACCGGCAGAGAUGGUCCCCGCGGAACAGCCUUUCAGUAUCAACCCAAUUGGCGGUCCCGACCCCAAUCAGGACGUACCGACUUCUCCUGGUGUUCCUCUCCUCGACUCAGUUGAAAAGCCCCGGCAAGGAUCCUCAGCGAACUUCCAGCGACCGCCGUGGGACCCGGUGGGAAUCAUGGCCGAGAUGGCAACGGAGCACACAGCGCCGGCUCACAUCGAGACCCAUCCAGAUCCGGUAGAGAUGGCCGACACCGCCGUAUUGGCGCCUAUCGAAACGAACUUUGCCGACCUGGGCAUUGCCGAAUUACCAGAGCGGACAAGUCCGGCGGAAGCAAGGCCGCCGCCAGCCCUGUCUGCUCACGACCUGCUGCACCGGACGGAUAUGAGCGACGAAGCGCUUUAUGGCGCUACCUUUGGGACUGGAUCUAGGCCUCAGAAUUCGUCACCUUCUCGAAAAUCUCAGCUAUCCCAGGGACCUCGACCUCGACCCGAAACGGCUGCUGGGAUCUCGACCCCUGACCACUCUCUGCCAGAGGUGGUGUCUCAGCCGGCGCCGCAGCCAACGCAAAGCCCCUCGUCAAACACUAGCGGAAGUGGUCUCUUCAACAUCAAAAGAAAACCUUCGAAGUCGGCUGGCAAGCAGACUCAGUACCAACCCUAUGUGCCUGGGGCAGCCAGUAACAUAUCUUCGGAGCAGUCAAGCACGACUGACUACAAGCGCCGAGAGCAUCGAAACUCGCUGGCAAGGGAUGGGUCGUUGAUGAUGGGACCACGAUCCAAAUUUGAUCAAACAAGUAUGCCGUCUAUUCUCAAGCCUCCUCAGCUACCGCCCAAAGUUCCUCUCGCCGGGACCUCUGCAACAUUUUCCGUCGGUGCUAAAGCCGGCAAGAGGGCAGCCUCAAAACCGAGCUCAGGAGCACUCACCUCCGCACUCAGCAUCUGA
This is a messenger RNA of Colletotrichum orchidophilum, 1527 nucleotides long. RefSeq lists its product as uncharacterized. Lineage: Eukaryota; Fungi; Ascomycota; Sordariomycetes; Glomerellales; Glomerellaceae. The transcript is spliced from 2 exons. The coding region runs from base 1 to 1527 and encodes 508 amino acids. The record is from RefSeq and is a predicted model, not a curated record.